Molecule: messenger RNA, 1364 nt
Organism: Anneissia japonica
Lineage: Eukaryota; Metazoa; Echinodermata; Crinoidea; Comatulida; Comatulidae
Product: isochorismatase domain-containing protein 1-like
Exons: 5
Coding region: 21-623 (200 amino acids)
Cellular component (GO): cytoplasm
Source: RefSeq, a predicted model, not a curated record
CCGCACCUUGCACCUUGAUCAUGAUAAAGUUGUUAAGAAUGGCGACUUCGCGAACACUGGGAAACCUAUCGCCGGAUUGCUCGGCAUUUUUCUUGUGCGAUAUGCAAGAAAAAUUCAAGCCUCAUAUUAAAUAUUUCGACGAUAUUUUAGAAGUGACAAAGAGAAUGGUCUCCGCAAGUAGAAUUCUUAACAUUCCACUGGUGAUAACAGAGCAGUAUCCAAAAGGUUUAGGGAAUACAGUAGAAGAUAUUGAUACUAGCUUUGCUGUAGGAGUUUACCCAAAAACUAAGUUCUCCAUGCUGAUACCUGAGGUGAAGAAGAAAAUAGAGGAGAUGAAUAAUUUGAAGUCUGUGGUCUUAUUUGGAAUUGAGACUCACGUAUGCAUCCAGCAAACUGCUCUUGAUUUGUUGGCUGUUGGAAUUGAUGUGCAUGUGGUAGCAGAUGCUUGCUCAUCGCGGAGUAUGAUGGAUAGACAAUUUGCAUUUGAGAGGUUGAGACAAACUGGUGCUAUAGUGACAACAAGUGAAUCAGUACUGCUACAGCUUGUAGGGGAUAAAGACCAUCCACAAUUCAAACAAGUACAAGGACUGAUCAAAAUAAGUGCUCCAACUUCAGGGCUAUGAAAUAUAUAUUGAGACAACAUCUGUACACAAUGAUUAUUGUAUUAGGUGCGUUUAUAAUGCGUAAUUCAACCAAUCACAGGCACUUGUGCUAAGAAAUCUGAUCAUAUGAUGGGAUACAGUAACCUUGUUCUUUCGCAGCUGAAGCAUCGCACUGUUGCUCGUUCGAACCUCCUCCAGAUCGUGAAGAACAAGGUCAAAACAUCUAGUUUACACAUAUAAUUUAAAUAUUAUACAAUACCAGCAAAUUUAAGGUAAUAGAAUAUGAAUACAGUAUCUAAAUUAAAGAAGUACUGUUUCAGUUUUGUGAUAAAUUUGAAGGCAAUAAUAAUUUAUUUAUCGUACAAUCGCUGUUUCACUCCAUUGUUUUUGUUUACAACAUAACAGGGGCACCAGCGGGGAUUUCCCCUCCCCCGGUCGGCGAGAGCUGUCACCCCUCCCCCGUCUGGGAGAAAAAACAAUUCGCCGGGGAGAAAAUAAAAAUCAUAUGCAUUUUCUACAUAGUAGACUCUAAAAUCGAUUAAAUAAGCCCUUUGAAACCCCUAAAUUGUCAAAAUUUUCGGAGGCUUUAAUGGCUUUCACUUUAAUUCUUUUAUAUCUUUUUAAUUUGAAUUCUGGCCCUUUUAAAUGUUGCCUUUAUUCUUCCCAAUUUUGAUGUAAUUUAAAUUGACUUUUCUGCAAUGCUAAACAUUUUUUUUUUUUUUACUAGAAUUUGUAUAUUAAAUUUUAAUAAUAAUAAUAAUA